Frieseomelitta varia is the source of this 2102-nucleotide messenger RNA. RefSeq names its product cytochrome P450 9e2-like. Gene Ontology annotation, molecular function: oxidoreductase activity, acting on paired donors, with incorporation or reduction of molecular oxygen; iron ion binding; heme binding. Bases 329 to 1891 code for a protein of 520 amino acids. NCBI's taxonomy places the organism in Eukaryota, Metazoa, Arthropoda, Insecta, Hymenoptera, Apidae. The transcript has a single exon. The record is from RefSeq and is a predicted model, not a curated record.
ACUCGUUUUCUCGCGCAAAAAAUACCGCUGCACGAUUAUCACUCGAGUAGUUCGACUGUUUCAUCGUAUGUUUAUCGGCAGCAGCACAAACGUGGAGUGACGCAUUACACACGAUCGCCGUCGAAUCGCGUCUUCAGUCAUCUCGAGCACACUGGCGCGACAGCAUCCGCUGCCGCUGCUGAAUGUUCUAUUUAUAACGGAUCGAAAGUAGUCGGUGAUCGGUUUCUGUGAUUAUCCAGUCUCUCGAUGAUACUUUCUGGAUAGUGAACAACAUCGUUACCGAUAGGUGCUGAAUACCUGCUACAAGUGCAGAAUAACGGAUCUGAAAAUGGGUUGGUGGCCGAUAAUCGCGGCUGUGUUGGCCGUGCUAGCGGUGGUCUACUACCGAGCCACGCGUAACUUCGACUUUUUCAAGAAACGUGGGAUUCCGUACUCUAAGCCGAUGCCGUUUUUGGGAAGCAUGUGGGAAGUGUUCUUUCAACGAUUGUCGAUUGCCGAGGGCGUAGAAAAGAUGUACAAUUUGGAUCCUGAGUCAAAGUACAUCGGUUUCUUCGAGUUCGAAUCGCCUCUGCUCAUGAUUCGAGACCUCGACCUGAUCAAGUCCAUCACCGUGAAGAAUUUCGACCACUUUCUAAACCACAGAAUGGCUUUCGACCCGGACGUGGAGCCUCUCUUUUCGAAGAAUCUGUUUUCCUUGUGCGACGAAAGAUGGAGAGAAGUACGAAACAUGUUAACACCGGCCUUCACGUCCAGCAAAAUGAAAUCCAUGUUCAUAUUGAUGCGCGACUGUGCGAAAGAGUACGGCGAUUAUUUCGCUUCCUUACCGGCCGACCAGUCAACCUUGGAGUUGAAAGAGGCGUUCACCAAGUACACCAACGACGUGAUUGCCACUUGCGCGUUCGGUGUUAAUGUCAACUCGAUGAAGAAUCCGACAAACACGUUCUACGUGUACGGUAGAGAGGCAACCAAUUUUGGGGGAAGAGCGCAGGCCGUCAGGUUUUUCGUGGUGAGAAAGUUUCCAUGGUUAUGUCGAUUGUUCGGUAUCAGGAUAUUCAAGCAGAAGAUCGUCGACUUUUUCAAGGAGUUGAUAGUCAGCACGAUGAAGGUGCGGGACGAGAACGGUAUCGUUCGUCCGGAUAUGCUUCAACUGAUAAUGGACACCAGAGGGAAAUUGGGGCCAGGCAAAGAGUUGUCCAUCGAUGACAUAGUGGCCCAGGCGUUCAUCUUCUUCUUCGGUGGAUUCGAGAGCACCGCCACUCUAAUGUGCUUCGCCGCUUACGAGAUCGGCAUCAACGAUCAGGUACAGAAAAGAUUGCAAGAAGAGAUUGACCAGGUUUUGGAGGAUUGUAAAGGCCAGGUCACGUACGAAGCUAUUAACGGCAUGAAGUACCUGGAGGCUGUCAUCCUCGAGAGUCUUCGUAUGUACCCAGCGAUUGUCGGUAGCGACAGAGUCUGCGUGAAACCGUUCGAAUUGCCGCCACGCGUGCCGGGAGCAAAGCCGUACGUCGUUCAGCGAGACGACUGUGUGUGGAUACCGAUCUAUGGCAUUCAACAUGAUCCGCAAUACUACCCGGACCCGAAACAAUUCAAUCCCGACAGGUUCUACGACGAUCCGAAACAAAUGGCCAACUCCCUCUCGUUCCUCUCGUUUGGAGUGGGCCCCAGGAUGUGCAUCGGCAACAGGUUCGCUCUCUUAGAAGCGAAAGUAUUGCUCUUUUUCGUUUUCGCUAAGUGCGACCUUACACCAUGCGCCAAAUCCUCCAUACCAUUAAAACUGGACCGGAAAGGUUUCGCCAUGAUCCCGGAGAAUGGCUUCUGGCUGAAAAUCCAGCCGAGAAACGCAAAGAAAGCGGAGCCAGUGGAGCUCAUCGAGAAGAUUCGCGGCAAUUAACUUAUGUUGCAUUGUACACGAUAUUUGCAGAACUUCUUCGUUUGUCUAGGGAUAAUUGUUUUUAAUCUUUUUACAAAUAGUUGUAAUAGGUUAUAAUAGAACGUGAUAUAUGUAAAAUGUAAUGGAGUUGCAACAUAUAUUAGUUGUAAUAUAGGGAUUUUAUAGAAGGAAGUAAAUCGGAAACGAGAGUCUGUCGUUCCAGCCCGUAAAA